Molecule: messenger RNA, 40811 nt
Organism: Pelobates cultripes (western spadefoot toad)
Lineage: Eukaryota; Metazoa; Chordata; Amphibia; Anura; Pelobatidae
Source: the annotation of a GenBank genome assembly
GGGUUACAUCCUUUCCCUGGCAUGUGGGAGCCGAAGCUCCGAUGACGUCACUGAGAGAGCGACGCUGGGCAGGCCAGUGACCUCAUCGCGACCGCCUGGAUGCGUGCAGGAUUUGCGCGGGCAGUGAGCUGCUUACAAGCUAACAUCUAGCGUGGGCUUCUUGGAACCCCCUCGUUACCGUCCGCAAUGCCCAGCGGGGCCCCAGGAGCCACGGCCGUCGCCAUGCAGGAGGCUGUAGAGGCAGCCGGGAAGAUUAUCGACCGCCAGGUCCUGGAAGACCGAGCCUACCCGGACCUGUCCGAGCUGCUCAAUGUCCCCGCUCACAGUAAGCAGGGGUGGGGGCAGGGGCUACUGCCAACAAGCCUUUAAACUUUAUACCAAGGGUAGGCAACUUUCCGCACUCCAGAUACUGUGGACUACAUCUCCCAUGAUGCUUUGCCAGCACUAUGGCUUUAAGAGCAUUAUGGGAGAUGUAGUCCAUGACACUUGGAGUACAGAAAGUUGCCUACCCCUGCUGUAGACGUUUAGCUCCUUCCCUGUGGUAUGGUGUAUACGGGACAUACUAAAAGGAAUAAUGAGGGUGAAAGGUAUAAGGGAAUGUCCCAAAAUUAAAAAAUAUAAAAUAAACAUUGAUGAGGAUUGAAAACCACAAAACUGAAAUACAUCUAUAAUGAUUGUGGGAAUUCAUUAAUUACAAUGACAGGAUCUGACAGUCAGAUUAACAAUUAUUAUUCACUAAAGGGAGACUUCAAAGUGAAUUUAAGGCAAAGGUGCUGAAAUGGAAGCAUAUCUGAGUUAGAGAAUUUUUCCAAUUAGGCUAGUUGGACCUUACAUUUUAAGUUUUCUCUGAAUUCUUACUUUAGUAAAUACAGUAAUCAUGUAAGUGUGAUUGUUGUGUCAUUCUAUAGAAUGACAGAAGAGAAUGCACAUAGACGUUAAUGAGAGAAAAAAAUGAAAACACAAAUAGAAUCACAUACAUACUUACUGUGGAUGUUUUUCUAAAGGGACACUAUAGUCACCAGAACAACUUUAGCAUAAUAAAGUAGUUUUGGUGUAUAGAUCACGCAUCUGCAGUCUCAUUGCUCAAUUCACAGCCAUUUAGGAGUUAAAUUACUUUGUUUAUACAACCCUCGUCACACCUCCCUGCCUGUGAUUUGCACAGCCUUCCUAAACACUUCCUGUAAAGAUAGAUCUAAUGUUUUAAACUCCAUUUAUGACAGUCUGUUUAAUUUAUAAUUUAUCUCCUCCUCUGUUAAUAGCAUUCUAGGCUCCAAAAGGAGCCUCUUGUGUGUGAUUAAAGUUCAAUUUACAGAGCAGGAGAUGAAAGCUUCUCCAGAUAGUUAUUGUCUGGUUGAAAGUGAAACAAUGUAUUUUCAUCUAGGCUGUGAUAGUCCCAACCGGGGGAGGUGUGGCUAGGGCUGCAUCAACAGUUUUAACUACUAAAUGGCAGAUAUAACUAAUCAGUGAGAGUGUUGGGGCAUGAUCUAUACACUGAUUCAUAAAGCUAAAGUUGUUUUGAUGCCUAUAGUGCCCCUUUAACUAUAGCAACAGGAUCUGAGGAUCCAAUUAAGUGAAAUUGUUGCUGCAUUCUAUGGAAUGACAAGGGUGAAGAACAGAAUACCCAUAGGCAUUAAUAAACCUCCUUACCACCAUUGCUAGCUGUAGUGGUGGUUAUAGUGCUUGAAGUGUUCUUCUAGCAUUAUUAUUAUUUAUAUAGCGCCAGUAAAUUCCAUAGCGCUGUACAAUGGGAUGUAAGCUCAUUGAGCAGGGCUAUAAACACUUAUGUGUCUGUUAGUCCACCCAUUGUACAGCGCUACGGAAUUUGUUGGCGCUAUAAAAAUAAUAAAAUAAUGUCAAGUUGUUAAGGAUAUUUUGUAACUUAGAAAAAGUAUGGAGACAGUCUACGAAAUUAAUAAAAGUAAUGGAACAUUUUAGCUUUAAGGAAAGGUUAACAAAUUUAAACCUCUUUAGUUUGGCAAAAGCAGCCAUAAAUCCGUGGCCAAUACAAACUAUUGUGUGGAAAUCUAUUCAUAAACAGGGCUAUACAUAGGACACAAGGUCAUACAUUUAGACUGGAAGAAAGGAGAUUUCGUCUAAGGCAAAGGAAAGGUUUUUUUUACUGUAAGAACAAUAAGGAGGUGGAAUUCUCUGAAGAAGUGAUUUUACAGAUGUUUAAACAGCAACUAGAUUCAUGCUUGCAAAAAUGUAAUAUUCAAUCAUAUACUUUUUCAACUGUAGGGUAGUAACUUCUAUUUAUCCAUGGAUAAAUCUGACUGCCAUUCUGGAGUCAAGAAUAUUUUUUUUUAUCCUGGUUUGUUGCAAAAUUGAAAAAUUCUUCCAAUUGUUUGUUUUCUUUUGGCCUUCUUUUGCACCAACAGCAUGUGUCUCUUUUCAGCCUAUGUAAGUUGGUUGUGUUGUUCAAUUGAAUGCAGCAAUAAACUCACUUAGUCAGUCACUGUAGUUAGGGAAUACCCACUGUAAUUAUUUGUGAUUUAUUUAUUUUUUCUCUCACCAGCAGGUUUAUUAAUUUUCCCAUUAACGUCUAUGGACAUUCAGUUGUGUUAUUUACCCUUGUCAUUCCACAGACUGCAACAAUAGUCUAAUCUGAGUCUUCAAAUUGGUCACUGCAGUUGGGGAAUGCCCAGGGUGAUUAUUUAUGUCAUCUGUUUUGUGGUGCUUAAUCCACAGUACUUUUAUUCUGUUUCCAUUUAAUGUCUAUAGGGAAUCUGUGCUGCAAUUCCAUAAAAUACCACAAUAUUCUGGCUUAAUCUGAAUCUAAUACCUAUAGUAAUUAUUUACUUAGUCUAUGUUUUAAGCAGUUUUAGCUUUGUUUUAAAUCUAUAAUUUGAUCUUCAAGGGUUACCCAAAGGAACAUAGCUAGAUUGACUAGAUCUUCAUCAGUUAUACUUGCAGUUAGGUUGUUUUGGCCUUGCAUUUCAAAUCAACUUUCAAAUUCUGAUCAUUUUCACUUAAGCUAAUGGGUUACUCCAACCCAAAAAUGUUUUUUGCAGGGGUUAGAAAUUUUUGAUAAUCUACUUUUCCAUGGGACUUAAGUCCGGCUUCGCCUGGGAUUUGUGAGCCCGUUCAGCCUCUGAGGUAAACGGCUGCCUGAGAUUGGAGGUGGGCAGUCGGCUCACAGUGGGUUGAGGCAGGUGAGUGGGCGGCUGACUGAGUGCGGCGGCAUGGGAGCUGUAAUCCCCCUGCUCUGCCCCGUUGCACGCCCUCCAAUAUGACAUCACUCCAGCCCCCACAUCAUUAUACAUCGUUCAAGGGAGCAGAGCAGGGAGAUGACAGGAGCCCCAGUUGACCCCAGGAAAAGCUGAUCUUCUCCAGCACUCCAAAAUGUAGAGGCUGGGUGGAUUUAAAUUUAAAUAAAAAAGUAAUAAUUUGUGAGUGUUGCAGUAUUAGUGUGUGUAUGUUUAGGAGAUGACCUGCCCCCCUCCAGUCACAUGGGAAAGGUAUUUUUACUCACCUUUUUCCCCCCCAUGCAAUGCUGGUGACGCCUGCAGCUGGCCCCAUAGAGAUGCAUUGAAUCAAUACAUUCCUAUGGGGAGUAUUAACGUAGGCAACACUGACCCAGGAAGCCCCUCUAGAGGCUGUCUGAGUUUCUCACUAGAGGUGUUACCAGGUAGCAGUGUAAACACUGCCCUUUGUCUGAUAAGUCAGUGUUUACAUUGAAAAGCAUGCAAGAAUAGGAUAUAGUUUUCAGAACAACUACAUUAAGCUGCAGUGGUUCUGGUUACUAUAGUGUCCCUUGUAAGAAUUGUAAUUUUGACGUGACUACUAACUUUUUUAGCCGGCUCCUAGAUUCCAAGCAAAUUUGUCAAGCCCUGACUUAAAGGGACACUAUAGUCACUAGAACUACAGCUUAUUGAGUUUGUUCUGGUGACUAGAAUCAUUACCUUCAGGCUUUUUGCUGUAAACUCGUUUUUUUCAGAGAAAAUGCAGUGUUUGCAUUACAGCCUAGUGAUAACUUCACUGGCCACUCCUCAGAUGGCUGUUAGAGAUCCUUCCUGGGUCAUGGCUGCCUAAAAUGCAUCCAAACAUUCAGUAUCUCCUCCCUCUGCAUGCAGACACUGAACUUUCCUCAUAUAGAUUAAUUGAUUCAAUCCAUCUCUGAGGAGAUGCUGACUGGCCAGGGUUGUGUUUGAAUUGUGCUGGCUCUGCCCCUGAUCUGCCUCCUUGUCAGUGUCAGCCAAUCCUAUGGGGAAGCAUUGGGAUUGGAUCAGGCCACCACUUCUGAUGAGGUCAGAGGAAGUUCACAGGCAGAGUCAGCAGCUUCAGACUUGAAUACAAGUAAGAUUUUACUAUAUUUAGGGAGGCCAAGGGGGUUAGAUAAUGGUUUUAACAUUAUAGGGUCAGGAAUACAUGUUUGUGUUCCUGACCCUAUAGUGCUCAUUUAAGUGUUAUCCUAAUUUAUUUGUCCGUUAUGACAAUCUAGUUGUCCUGACAGAAAUGUAUUAAAAUUAGUGAGGCCCCUUCUUAGAGCUCUCGAUAUUAUUAACAGGGCUAUUUGCUAAACUCUUUAUUUUCACACAUUAAAUCUGAUUCAAGGAAAACAAAUUAAAUUUUCACAAAUAAUAUACCAGAGUUGGGGAUUUAGAGAUUGGUGAAUUGUCUGGAGAGUCUGGCGGUGUGUAUAUGCUGUUUGUGUGUAGUGUGUGUGUGGUGUAAAUAUCAAUGUUUGCUUAUAGCACCUUGUUGCAAGAUUAUAUAUUUAAAAUACUGUGGCUUUAUAGAAGCAAUUUUAUACUCUGUGUGAGUCAGGACCAGAAGUAUGGCUGGGCUCACAAUAGACAGUUUAAACAGAAGCAGGCAUGUCACUUUUUGGGAUCUUUGCAAAGACCCUAAAAGACAAUCCUGCUUAGAGAGAGAUGAUGGGAAGACCUAGGAAGAAGUUUCAGUGCAAGUGCUGCAUUAAGACAAAUUGGUAAAUCUGACCGCAUAGCACAUUACAAAAUUAGUGCAUGGAGGAGGUCUUGGACCAAAUGUUAUGGUGGAGGGGAGGGAAUCGCUAUGACAAAAACAAACCAAUUCUACUGUACACUUACAUGUUUCUGUAGUGCAUUAGUGUCAGGGAAGUGUGCAGCCAACCUAUCUGAUGUUAUUGCAGAGCUCACAAAAUGCCCAUGCUCAAGAAGCUUUGUCCUUCUGGGGUGAUCUGCACACAACUCCAGGACCUUUCAGGCCAGUGUGACUUCACUUCCCUCUCCAGGGUUCUCAUGCCCGCUGUGUCUUCCUGCUGCCUGUGAUUUCCCUGACUUCAGCCACAGGAAAGCAGGCCACACAGCCAGGAUGUAGCCGAUCUGCACUACGACAUAUGUGCAUCUUUCAGGGUGUGAGCCCUGUAGCGGGGCUGAGGGAUUUUUUUAAUUUUUUUUUUUUUCGGCGUUGCCUUUGCCUCCGCCCCUACUUAACGCCAGAUGCGACUAAGGUUUUGGUCCUUUCCACUGUCCUUUCUCGCCUUGACUACUGUAAUCCGCUUUUCAGUGGUCUUACGAGCUCCCAACUUGCGCCGUUAUAGUCCAUAAUGAAUGCGGCGGCGAGGCUCAUCUUCCUGUCCGCCCGCACCUCCCAUGCCUGACCUUUCUGUCAGUCCCUACAUUGGCUUCCUAUAAAAUAUAGAGCUCAGUUUAAAAUUCUGGUUCUUGCUUUCAAAUAUCUACAUAAUGCUGCUCCCACCUAUCUAUCCUCCCUUAUACACAAAUAUGUCCCGUCUAGGCCCUUACGAUCUGCUGAAGACUUACGUUUAUCUUCUGUCCGUACUCCCACCUCUGAUGCUCGCCUUCAAGAUUUCUCAAGGGCUGCACCGUUCCUGUGGAACUCGCUUCCCUCCUCCGUUAGAUGCUCACCAAGUCUCCACUCCUUCAAAAAAUCGUUAAAAACCCACUUCUUCAUAAAAGCAUAUCAAUUAAACUGUUAAUAGCUCCUGACUGGUUCCUCUUCUGCAACUGUCACUAGUCUAAUACUAUCCUUACCUUUUUGUGUCAUUUUACCCCACUCCCUCUAGCAUGUAAGCUCAUUGAGCAGGGCCCUCAACCCCUCUGUUCCUGUGUGUCCAACUUGUCUGGUUACAACUACAUGUCUGUCCAUCCACCCAUUGUAAAGCGCUGCGGAAUUUGACGGCGCUCUAUAAAUAUCAUAAUAAUAAUUCACACAUCUAUACACACAGCCAAAUAGGGAUCUAUCUACUAAACACAUGUGCAUAUACAUAUGCACAUAAGCACAGAUAGUGUAUGUCUGUGUGUAUAGAUGUGUGACUAACGCAAUCAUAGACCCGCACACACAACCACAUACAUAAUCACAGAAUUAUACACACAAUUAGUAAUUAAGAGAUUCAUCUAGCCUCCCUGCUUUGCCUUAGGAGGGCUAGAGUGGAACCUUUUUCUGGUGGCCAGUUGCUGCUGUGAUGAGAUCGCUAUUAUCUUUCUGCCCUCGCUUGCCCAGUAGUGAUGCUGAUGUCGGGGUGACAUCAUAUCCCAGCAGCCAGCUCACUGCAGUAGGCGCGAGGGAGCUGUGCAGAAAGAGCAAUGUAAGCAAUGAGUGUCUCACAGCCCAGCAGAAGAAGAAAAAAUAAACGGGGGGGUGCGGGGAGUGUUUUUAUGUUAUUAAAAUUUAUAGACAUUUUCUUUUUCUCAGAUUAAACAAUUUUUUUUAGCAGUUUAAGGUACGUGGCCACCCACACCUUAGCUGCCACUCUAGAUCUAGCUAAGGCAGAGACUAAAUAGUUCGUACUAGCCAUACCAAUUCAUAUAAAUGCCAAAAAUAAUUAUACCGGCAAUGUGCACUUUGAUAGGUUAAUAUGUGGGCACCUGACACUCUUAGCCAAUCACAGCCAACACUGAAUUUUAAUGGCCAGGUGACUCAAGAUACUGUAUCCCCUUCAAUGUGAUGAAGCAGUUACAGUGUCCCUUUGAUAACUCUGAAAGUGUCACUCUAAGCGCCAUAAUCCGUGCAGCUCCUUGUCGUAUGGGCAACAAGUCUGGUCACCAUCUCCAUCGUGUGUGUCAGCAUGUGUGUGUGCACGUCUGUUAAUCUGUGUGUGCGUGUGUGUGUCUGUCAGUCAAAAUGUGUGUAAGUUAACAGGAAGGUGUGGGUACAUUUAAAUUAGGGGCUUCCAGAGAUCUGUCAUGCCUAGGGCAGCACCAUUUCAAAAUACACCACUGGACAUGGUGCACAUUUUAUAAAUGCCUACCUCUAUAUUAGCCCAUGCACUCUGUGAUCUGAAUACUCAUGUAUUAUUGAUCUUUGUGUUUUUCAGAUAGUCCUACUAUAUCUGGUGUUUCUGAAAUGGAUUACCCUCUGCAAGGACCUGGCCAGUUGACUGUUCCCAAUCUUCCAGAGCUUAGUAUGAUGCACAGAGUGCCACUUCCUCCAGAACUGGUCGAGCAGUUUGGGCGUAUCCUAAAAUGUGUAUAUUUGCAAUGCUGAAAGUCAAUUUUAACUGGAUCUUUAAAUAACUCAAAAUCUAAUGAUUUGCACUACUGGACAUUCCUAAAAUCUACUAACCACUGCAAGUCUCAAGAGUACAUGGGACCCUCAUAAGGUGGAAUUUUCUUCUCAGAAGAAAUUCUUCAGUCAUAUGCACUUUUGGUCAGACAGUGUUUGAAAACUGAAAGUUAUUCUCUUUGGUUUUUAAACACUAUCUGGUCCAAGAAAACGUUGUCUGAAAACAGCCAAGGUACACAGUGAAAGGGGGAUAACCCCUAGUGAAAAUGGAUACAAAACAAAGGAAGAAAGGAGGGGGGGAGAAAGAGAGGUACAGAUGCCAGUUACAAUGAGUAAAAAGAUAAAGAAAUACUGGUAAUAGCUGAAAUAGAAUAGGGCAGCCUAAGUAGCAUGUUAGAAGGCUGCCACAUACAAUAUAUGUCGCAGUGUGUCGGCGAAUGAGGGUUCUCAACAGUAUCAGCCGAUAUGAUAAAAGAUAUGUAUAUUAAAGGACCACUCUAGGCACCCAGACCACUUCAGCUUAAUGAAGUGGUCUGGGUGCCAGGUCCUUCUAGGGUUAACCCAUUUUUUCAUAAUUAUAGCAGUUUCAGAGAAACUGCUAUAAUUAUGAAUGAGUUAAGCCUUCCCCCUAAUCCUCUAGUGGCUGUCUCAUUGACAGCCACUAUGGGCGCUUGCGCGUUUCCCUACCGUGAUUUCACAGUGAGAAAGCGCUAGUGUUCAUAGGUGGUGCUACUGUAAAUGCUUCUGAGUGAGAUCGGGCUGGACGCGGGCUGGCAAGCAGGCUCUUGCCGCCAGCUGCAAGCGCAUUCAGCCGGGCGUAAGUAACGGAGGCGAGAGGAGUGAGUGAGAGCUCUCCGGCCAGCUGAAAAAAGGUAAGUUUUUACUCCCUUUCCCUCCAGAGCCGGCGGGGACCCUGAGGGUGGGGGCACCCUCAGGGCACUAUAGUGCCAGGAAAACGAGUAUGUUUUCCUGGCACUAUAGUGGUCCUUUAAAGUAAUCAAAGGUGUCAGCCUGAAACUGUAACAGAGGUAUAACAAAAUGUAUCUAAAUGUAUCGGUAGAUGAGAAUUCUCAACCGUAUCGGUGGAUGUUUUGAAGGUAUGUAUCUUUAAAUAGUACGGGUGCAGCGGUAUAUUACUAUAUUUUUGUGUUUCAUUCUUAUUAUAAUCAGAGUCUAGCUCAUAUAUACACUAAGAUCUCUGUGUUAUUUCUAUUUUUUUGUUAUUUUUUAAUUAAUUAUUACCAAUAAACUUGUUUUUUAUUUUUUGGACCCUGUGGUCCUUUUUAUUUUUAUUUUUUUUAAUUCUUUAUUUUGUCACAGUCAACAAGAUAUAUAUAUAUAUAUAUAUAUAUAUAUAUAUAUAUAUAUAUAUAUAUAUAUAUAUAUAUAUAUAUAUAUAUAUAUAUAUAUAUAUAUAUAUAGCGAGUAAUACAUUCAAUGAAGCAUAUCACUGUUUUUAAUCUUCUGCAUAGAUUGGUGGGAUAGCGGUGUUGGCUGUGGUAUUUUGUUUUAUGGUAAUGUAGCUUGUUACUGCCAUGGUCAUGUCUUUAGCGAUGGUUGUGGUUAGUGUAGGUGUCUGGGACAUGUAUGGCUCUGUGGUUUCAGAAAGUGAGAGAAAAUGCGAUAUCUUUCUAUGGCGGGUUGUGUGCUGAGUGGGCACAGCUCCACUUGGUAGAGUAAGUGUAAGUGGUUCCUAGCACGGAGCUGGGGGGGGUAAGGUGUUCGUGAAGGAGCUAGUGUUUCUGAGUUUCGGCUUGUUUAGGUCUGGGAGGUGGCGGAGAUGGGUGUGGCCUGCUGUUAGUGCAUGGUGUGGUAUGUUGCGCGGUGUAUAUAACACAAACAGAAAACAGAAAGGGUACAAUACCCACAGUAUAACUUAUGCUGCGUCUACAGUUUCUCAGCGUGAGGCAGGCCCUAUGAGGCGCCUGUGCCUCAUAUUACGAGAGAAAAAACGAUAACGGUAAAAACAAAGAAUCCCAAGAGGAUACGUAACCAUAUAUAAAAGCAGCUAUAUAAAUGAAAAGAUGUAAUGUCCAGAGUCACGUAGUUGCACGGCUGGGUAAGUUCCGAUUUGCCGGGAUGAACGGGACAGAGUUGGCCGGGUCCCAUGUUGUCGGUGCUGGCGUUGCUGCGUGGUUCAGGCCCAGAUUGGUCAGGGUUGCCUCUAUCUGCGAUGCCUCCGCUACCUUGAUCUCCGUGUUUUGGUGCUGGAUAAUGAGCAUGUGUGUUGGGCCCCAUCGGUACUUGAUUCCGUUCGUUGAUAGUAUGGAUGUGAGGGGUCGUAGCGUCUUCCGCCACUGAAGUGUCGGUCGAGAGAGAUCUGAGUAGAAGGUAAUGUCCAUAUCCUCAAAGCGGAAUGGGGGUUUCCCCCUCAAUGCUUUCAAGAUGGCUGCCUUAUCUUGGCCGUUUUGGAAUUUGACCAGUAGGUCGCUGGUGUUGGAGGCCGCAGCUGCAUCCCCUCUAGUGUGAUACCUUUUGCUUGUUUGGGUGACAACAGUGCUGUGAAGAGCCUACGCAGGCAGUGGGGCAGUUCUGCUUGUGUGAUAGUGUCCAUGAGGCCCCUGAUCUUUAGGUGUUUCCACCUUCUCUUGUCCUCCAUUGCUGCUAAUUGGUGGCUCAGAGUGGUGUGAGCUGCAGUGAGAGUGGCAAUCUGAUUCUGCAGCCCUUGGAUAUGGGCUGCAUGUGUUGUGGUUGUCUGCUCAAUUAUAUUUAGGCGCCCGUUAAACCCCCUGAGGUCUUCUCUCACCUGGGAGAUUUCUGAGGAGAGGCUGUGGCGGAGAUCCGCCAGGAGGCCGGUAAGUAUCCCUGUGGUGAGAGGUUCUGACCCUUUGGCUGCUGGCUGGGCAGAUGUUGUAGGGUUAAUUCCCCGCUCUUCUGUAUCGUGGAGGGAGUAGUCAGCCGAGUCGUCUGAGAAAUCUCCCAUGUCCGCCGCCAUGUCAGUCCUCCCCGCGCCAUGCGGUCCCCUCAGGAGGUCGCCAAUAUCGGCACAGAAUCUCGGUCGAUCCGGACGGGGCUUCUUGGUUUUUCUCCCCAUCGUAAGGAGAGUUGUCUGGGGCUGGUUGGGGGGUGUUGUACCCCUAUGUUCAGCAUGAUUAGGGCGUUUUUCGUGCCCGUUUGUCGGAGCUCAAGCAGAGAGCGACCGUUGCCGUCGGAUGCUAGCUCCGCCCCCCUGUGGUCCUUUUUAGAUGAGCCUGUAUUCUACACAUUUUGUGUUGUAGUCUCAGGCCCUGACUAGUCCUCUCCCUACCUUAAGGUACACACUUCCUUUGUUUUGUAUCUACCUGGUCCAAGGUCCAAAGCUGCCGUAUACUAAAAUAGAGAUGAGUUUUUUUUUUUUUUCUUCUUUUUUUCCCUCAAUAGACUUGAUUUAAAGGACCACUAUAGGCAGCUUAAUGAAGUGGUCUGGGUGCCAGGUCCAGCUAGGAUUAACCCUUUCUUCUAUAAACAUAGAAGCCGCGCAUGCACUUUCAGCCGACGAGGUAGAGGAGAGUACCCCGCCCGGCGCUGGAAAAAGAGAUAAAUUUAACCCCUUCCACCCCCCUAGAGCCCGGCGGGUGGGGGCACUAUAGUGGUCCUUGAAAACAAAUAUAUAUGUAGAGAUUGUAGCCGUAUUUAGUCCUAUGAUGCAGAUGUAAAAUAACAGAUACAAUUAGUAUCUUGUAAUACCUUAAUAAUAAGUUAGGAGCCAGUAAUUUUCAACGAGAGUGCAAUUCUUAAAGGUACACUAUAGUCACCAGAUCCACUACAGCUUGAUGUAGUUGUUCUGGUGUCUAUAGCCUGUCCCUGCAGGCAUUUCAGUGUAAACACUGCCUCUUUCGCGAAAAGGCAGUUUACAUUGCUGCUUAGUAACACCUCUAGUGACAUUCACUCAGAUGCGUCACUGCUGUGCCAUGUGCAGCACCCAGGUUCAGUGUUUCCAAGCUCUACAUGGAGGCGCUGAAUGUUCCUCAUAGAGAUUGAUUAAUGUAAUGCAUCUCUAUGAGGAGAUGCAGAUUGGUACAUUUGCUGCGCAUGCACAAAAUCCUCCCAAUGUUUUCCUAAGGGAUAGCAUUGCCUUAGCUGAGAUCAUAAAGAUAGAUCAUCUCACGGAAUCAUGUCAUAUUCCAGCUCCCGACAUCAUUAGACAGCGUGAGGGAGCACGGAGGAGCUACAGGCAGAGUACUGCUCCCUCGUGCGCCACCCACAAUGCUCCCGCGGGCAGCCGCCUCCUCCAUGCUCUUCAGGGCGGCCGCCCACCUCCAUCUACCUGCGGACAGCUGCCUCCAAUAUUCCCCAUGACUGUCGCCGUCAAAGCUCUCUCCCAAACUAGAGAGCUGGCUAAAUUUAGAGUCGCCGUUGCGAUCUGGUGCCUAGUAUUUGGUGAGCCCUGGUUAAAGUGACAUGCGUAAAGAUAAGAUACAGGUGUGAUACAAAAUAGACACCAUUCUCAUAGAGGGUCCUAAAUAUCUUGUGUGAAGAUCAGAGUGAGGGGGGAGAGAGAGGAAAAAAGCAAGCAAACAGUGCAGAAGAUGGUGAUAGAAGAAGAGUAAAACAAUUAACUACUUAGACUAACAAUGCAUGAAUUCACAUCCAAGCUGUGCACUUUUUGAAAGGAAAUUUAAAUAUACUCACACACACACACACACACACACACGUUUUGUGAAAAGAUUAUAUAAGAUUUCCUUUCAAACCGUGAUGGGAUUAAUAUAUUGAAAAAUAGUUUUGAGAUGACAACUGUCCUUUAAUCUGUAUGUUUCUUUUAAUGUUUCUACAUAUUUGUGACAAUCUAACACUUGGGUUUUAUUUGUUAUUGCUGCAUUAUAACAUACAUAAAAUGAUUUGAUAUGUCUCGAAAUAGUGUUUGUGUAUAUUCCUACAUUGUUAACAUGCAGAUAUGCAGUGCAACUGUAUGAUGGGUGUGUUUCCAGAAAUCAAUAGGGCUUGGCUGACUAUUGAUAGUGAUAUAUUCAUGUGGAACUACGAAGAUGGGUAUGUAUCAUAUAAUAUUUUUAUUUCCCUGAAGUGUCUACCAACACUGUGGCUUGUUUUUUUUUGUUAGUGUGUUUUAAAUCCGUUCCAAACUUUUAUGCUAUCUUGCACAUGUUAUUAUAACUGUCAAAUAUUCUAUUUGUAUAUUUUGUCUAUACAUGGCAUAUUCUCCUUUCUGAUGAUGACUUUUGUAUUGAUGAAAUUGAAAUACAGACUGGGAAAAGAUGAUGUAAUAAUGUCUUGAUAGGUGUUUCCCUUUACAGGAAAGCAUUUAGCAAUAUAAAUAUUUCACAGUCAAAUUACCUGUCUUUGCUGUGCUUUCUCAUUCACAGAGGGGAUGUUGCUUAUUUUGAUGGCCUCAGUGAAAUAAUACUCUCAGUUGGAAUAGUGAAGCCAAAGUCAGGUAAGUUUUUGCUUCCUUCAAAACAAACAAGAACUCAAAACAAGCAAAAAGAUAAACUGCCACCCCCCUGCCAAGAGCAAAGACUUCUUGGGAUUUACUUUGAGAAGUUCAUACAAUGAAUUUAAACUACCUACCUACCUAUUUUAUGUUUCAACAGUCCCAAGAAGUGCAGGUGCAAAACAAAAAGGUUUACUUGAAGAGUUACUCCAAUCAUCUUAACCACUACAGCCUUCUCUAGUGGUUAUGAUGCCAAGAGUAACCUGGCCCAGUUCCCCAAUAAUGAGACAAACCAUUUUAGGGACGAUUUGCUUUCUUACCUGGGUCCCAUCAGACUCUCUCUUGUUUAAAGGCAGAGUUACAUCAUCUGGUUUCUGAGGAGCAGCAGGAUCUGGAUACUGAUCCUGCUGCUCAUUUAUUGGCAGAGAGCAUCGAUUGACUACGAAUCAGUGAGCAUGUGGGCAUUGGAUUUUGCACAGAAUUGGCAUUGGCCAGCAUGGAACUCUUGUUCCAGGCUGACUGACACCACAAUGACGACAUCAGCAGCAGCGGGGUAAAUCUCCAUUGUUGCAGAACGUGUCGCUGGGGUGUCAUCAGUGCAUAGUCUCCAGGCACCAUUACUACUUCAUAUGACUGAAGUGUUCAUGGUCCCUGGAGUAAUUAAUAUUUGCCUUUCUCUCUGUAAUAUGUUUCUAUCAUGAUGCGUUGUUUUUACAGGUAUUUUCCAACCUCACAUCAAUUACCUGCUUGUACUUGCAACACCUGUUGACAUUGUGAUCCUGGGAGUGAGUUUUACCGGCCUACAAGCAGGUCAGUCAUUGAGCUUUUGAUGAACCUAGUCCUGUCCUACACCAGGGUUGGCUACCCUUGGAAACACAAAUGUUUGAAAAGUACAGUGACCAUACAUAUUGUGUGCCUAACGUAUUAAAUGUGGCUUCUGAACUUGGAGUGCCAUUAAUAAAUGGUUCAGAUAACUUUCCCAGAUUAAGCUAGUUUGAGCAAGGCCCUGUGUGUCCAACCAGUCUUGGUGCAAAUACUUGUCAGUCCACCUAUUGUACGGCACUGUGGAAGUUGUUUUCACCUUAUAAAUAGUAAUAAUAACAUGACAUAAUUGGUGUUUUUCCACAAAUGUCAUUAAGCAUUUUAUGCAUAGCAGGCAUUUUUUUCCCUUCUGCUUUAUCAAGGCAGUUGAAGUAGGGACACGGGGGUUAGAUGGUGGUUUUAACACUAUAGGGUCAGGAACACAUGUUUGUGUUCCUGACCCUAUAGUGAUCCUUUAACCCCUUAAGGACACAUGACAUGUGUGACAUGUCAUGAUUCCCUUUUAUUCCAGAAGUUUGGUCCUUAAGGGGUUAAAGGUUUACCACCAGCAUCAUAAUCACUAUAGCCUACUGUAGUGGUUAUGAUAUCAGGAGAACCCUGGUGCAGGUCCCUGUUUUUGCAACAGUUUGCCCUCCAAUCUUGAUUCCCCUGGGGCCAGGUCUCCAGUUCUAGCUGCUGUGUUUACAUCUGGCUGCUGUAGAAGCUAGAUGUCGAUUCUGUCAGCCAUUCAUUGUGCAUAGAAACAUGCACGGAAUUGACGUUAGCUAGUCCAGAACUCUGCGAAAUGUUUCACUUACAGACAUCCAGCACCAUGACCACUUUAGACCACUGAAAUGGCCAUGAUGCUUGCAGUAACCCUUUAAUACCAGCUCUCAUUAACUAGAACUCCGUUUCCCCGUUCCUAGUACAGUUUGUGUUUUUCCUACCUGCUCCAGGUCAUCUGAAUGACAGCAUGUCUGGAGGGAUUCAGCUACUUCCAGAGCCACUUUACUCCUUGCCUACAGAUAACACAUAUUUAUUGUCCAUAACCUCAACUGACAAUGGGCGCAUCUUCAUGUCUGGAAAGGAUGGCUGUCUCUAUGAAGUUGCCUACCAGGUGAGUAUAAAGAUGAAAUGAAGAAUUAAGUAAAAGGAAUUUUUCAUACUGAGCUAAUUGGCUCCAUUACGCCCUAGUUAAACCUGUGCUUUUGUGGGGUGUUUUUUUGUUUUUGUUUUUUUGAUAGUGUGGCUAAUUUUGUUUACUUUUGUGUUCUUCAGGCAGAAGCUGGUUGGUUUAGUCAAAGAUGCCGGAAAAUUAACCAUUCUAAGAAUUCGCUCUCUUUCCUUAUACCUUCAAUAUUGCAAUACCCUUUCUCAGAAGAUGGUGAGUCCUCUUUGUUAUCCAUAUUUGUUUUUCCUUCUUCUUAGUGAAAUAUUUCUAUGUUGGUCAUCAAUAUCUUUGUCGUUUUAUUUCCUUUAAGAUGGCUUGGUUCAAAUUGCCAUUGACAACUCAAGGAACAUUCUAUAUACUCGUUCGGAGAAAGGUGUACUUCAGGUAAUGUAUAUGGAAGCUUCAUAUGCAUAAUUUUGAUAUAAAAGAUCUUCAGGUUCAAAAAUAAUAUAUAUUACACACACACAAUAUAAACAUUCCUCACUCUGCAUUAAUUAUGCUAAAGAAGAGAUUCAUAAAUCAGUACGCGAAAACAAUAUUUCAUUUAUUAAAUACUGACCCAGUGUGAUUCAAAAAGGCUACUGGGAAUAAUUGGUGACCUUAUCCUAAAUACAUAUAUCAUGCAUAUGAAACAAACUCAUAAUGUAUACAGAUAAUAUUUACAACAAAUGGCAAUCCCUUUUCAUAUAUCAUACACGAGGUAUAAAUUCAUGAUAAAUACAAUGCUAUGUACAAUUAAUUACAGUCCUAAUAUCCCAUGCUUGUAGGGGUAAAGUAUCCUAAGUGGAUCCACCAAAUGCUAGGCCUUUUGGAAAGAAAUAAAACAAUACUAUUAUCACCAAAUAGUUAAAGGAAAAAGAAGAGCACAAAUUAGGCAAAAAAUUUAUUGUAGUCCAAUGUUGAAAAAUAGUGCACUGAAAAAUACUGCUAUAUAUGGGUGGAUCUCGCCAAAAGUGGAGAUGUCUUUGCAGGGAUCGACUUGUAGUAUAGAGUGUUUUGCUUGGUGAUGGAGUAGUCAAAAAGAGUCCUCCUGAGUGAAAGGUUCGUAUCUCGGGACAUCCAUGUCCCUUCGAAGGCCCCUGCAAUGAACAGAUGAAAGAGCUGCUAAAUAUCUCUAAUUGGCGGCUGUUCAAGACUCUCUGCCUCUUCAAUUGCUUCCGCUUUGUCGUGGAGACGUCAUCAUGCGUCCCCACGUCACAUGUAAGAAACUUUAUUGUCCAUAGUAUACAGGGCAAUACACAGUAAGAAAGUCUGUACGAUAUCCCAUACAGACAUAUGGGAAUUAAUGCGUUAUUAAAACAAUGUAUCAUUAAAACCAAGAAGCCACAUGUACUGCUACAAAUCCUAUGGUAAUAUAACAACCAAUAUCAGUAUAUAUAUCAGAGACAGAAGUAAUAUCAGGGGCAGAGAUACAAUAAUAUUUGAAACUAACUUAUUUAUGUAAAUACUUUAAAGGGACAGUUGGUCCUGUGUCAAACUGUGUCAAGGCAGAUAGAAACUAUAAUUCUGAUAAAUCACAGAUAACUAGAUGCAUUUUGUAUACUUAAUACACAGGAUGCACGACUAGAUGCUCACCUGCAGCUGAUGACCGAAGGGAGAAUGAAGCAAUGAAAGAAUAGUUUUGUAUAAGAGCUAGUCGAAUAACCAGCUGUAAAAAUAAGAUAAAAAGUUAAACGAGUGAUGAAUGACAAAAAAACUGAAAAAUACUAGAAAGCCUAUUACAUAUAAGUUACCCGCCGUGCAAUCUCCCAAGAUAUCCGGGGGCAUGCAACAUGAGACCCCGAACCACUGCCAGGUAGCGGAUCCGUGAAGUUACACGUAUAGUAAUCCUUAACAAAAAUAUUUUUGCCAGAUCAAGGGCGAACCAAAUACUCCCCCUUGAUCACGCUAUUGCAGUGUGAGCAACUCAGGCAUGGGAACGUGCCUUUCUUAGGUUCAGAAAAUAAUCUAGUCUGUUUCUUGAAACUACCAGUGCCUGACUUCACUAAGAUAUCCUUCAGAUUAGGAGCCCUUUGGUGCAAAAAAAGUGGUGGGUUUUGAAAUAUCGGGGGUAAUUGGGAGUCCCCCUCAAGGAGCUGGCAAUGUUUUAUAUAGAGAUAUACGUAUAUCUCUAUUCAAUGGGGUGUAUGGUGAUACAAAAUCUAACCUCUCUGUUUUGUUGACUGUACUGGAACCAAAUAGUUUCCUGACGAGUAAAAUUUGCAACUUUUUGUCUCUGGUUUAAAACUAUAUGUGCGGGAUAACCCCUAUCCAUAAAUUGUUGUAUACAUACAUACAUACAUAGUGGUCCAUAAGUCCCUACCCAUCCAUAUAUCUUAUGUAUCCAGUGUAUCUGUGUGGAUGGGUCAGGACUUAUGGGCCACCCUGCAUAAGUGUGUGUGUGUGUGUGUAUAUAUGUAUGUGUAUAUAUAUAUAUAUACACACGUAUUCCAGUGUGAACCUAUUUUAAAGUCCAUGUCCCAUUUACAUUUUUGUAUUUAUUUUAUAUAUAAUAUCUAUAUCUCUUUCCUCCACAUGGACAUUUUGAUAUUCUGUGUUUUAACAGCAAUGUCAGGCGAAUGGAUGCUCAGCAUCCUGCUGGUGCAAAUUAGGCAUGCAUAAUUAGUCUUUCUGUCCAAGUUGUAGGUUUUCCUGUCUUUUGGCUUUUCCCUCACAGUGAGCCUGAUGUGCACAUUUGGUCUGGUCCUGUGCAGAAAGUUUUUUUUGCUACUUUUGAGGUGGUGGGGUUGUUUUUGUCCUCGUAUACAUUUAACUCUACAAUGAGAACUUCAUAGAAUAAAUAAAAAGUGUGUAUUUUAUACAAUUAAUCUCAGGAAAGGGUAGGAGCUGACUUCUGUAUUUGGCUUGAUGAAGUCACAUCUGUAUUUGUAAAAUACAACAUGCAUCCAUCAAUUACAUUCAAAUCUAUCAAAGCAGAGUGAGGAAUCCUGAUAUAAAACUUACAUUUUUAUAUUAACAGUACAUACACAUUCCUUAUAGAACUCUUCUGUUUUCAGGUGUAUGACUUGGGCCAAGAUGGUCAUGGAAUGAGCAGGGUGGCUUCUUUAUCGCAGAACCAAAUUGUAUCAGCAGCUGGAAACAUUGCAAGGUAACAGCUCCAUCUAGUGGUAGCAAUGACCUGAGGCUUCUUCACUACCAUGACAUGAAGGAGUGCAUUGCCGUAUAUAUUCAGUAUCUAAAUGUAGUGUUCCACCGGCCUUCAGUUUUUAUUUUUUGCUUUGAGGAUUUUUCAUUGUUCUCAUUAUACCAAUAUACUUCGGCGUGUGUGUUGGUGAUCUUUCAAAGAGACUUACUAUAGUGUAUUUUUUUUUUAUUUUUUUUUUUGCAGGACGAUAGAUCGGUCGGUUUUUAAACCCAUUGUUCAGAUUGCAGUGAUUGAGAAAUCUGAAUCUAUGAAUUGUCACUUGCUUGCUGUGACGCACGCAGGUAAGCAAUGUGUGAUUGUUUAGUUAAUUUCAUGAUCAGUUUUAUUAACAAGUUUAGAGUUCAAGGUUUGUACCGUAUAUACUAGAGUAUAAGCCGACCCGAAUAUAAGCCGAGGCCCCUAAUUUUACCCCAAAAAACUGGGAAAACGUAUUGACUCGAGUAUAAGACUAGGGUGGGAAAUGCAGCAGCUACUGGUAAAUUUCUAAAUAAAAUUAAAUCCUAAAAAAAUUAUAUUAAUUGAAUAUUUAUUUACAGUGUGUGUGUAUGAGUGCGCGGUGUGUGUAUGAGUGCGCGGUGUGUGUAUGAGUGCGCGGUGUGUGUAUGAGUGCGCGGUGUGUGUAUGAGUGCGCGGUGUGUGCAUGAGUGCAGUGUGUGUUUGUGUUGCAGAGCCUUGGUGGGGGGUGGGCAUUUUUAUAAAAAAAAAUUUUUAAUAUUUUAAUUUUUUUUGUUAUAUUAUUAUUAUUUUUAUUAUUAUUUAUAUGUAUAUAUUAUUAUUUUAUUUAUUUUUUGUCCCCCUCCCUGCUUGAUACAUGGCAGGGAGGGGGGCUCUCCUUCCCUGGUGGUCCAGUGGCAUUGGCAGUUCAGUGGGGGGAGGAGGAGGGCUGGCAGAGCUGUUACUUACCUCUCCUGCAGCUCCUGUCAGCUCUCUCCUCCUCCGCGCCAGUCCGUGCAGCUCUUCUGUCAGCUCACACUGUAAGUCUCGCGAGAGCCGCACUAUGACCCCGCGGCUCUCGCGAGACUUACACUGGGAGCUGAUCGAGGUGCUGACCGGACCGGCACGGAGGAGGAGGGAGCUGACAGGAGCUGCAGGAGAGGUAACAGCUCUGCCAGCCCCCAGUCUGUAUUAUGGCAAUGUAAAUUGCCAUAAUACAGACAGUGACUCGAGUAUAAGCCGAGUUGGGGUUUUUCAGCACAAACAAUUUGCUGAAAAACUCGGCUUAUACUAGAGUAUAUACGGUAAUCAUGAACAAUUUAAGAGCUCCUCCACUGCCAAAAUAUAUAUAAUUUAAUUAUAUAUUUUUUUUUUUUUUCCUUGCUAUUUAGUAGAUGUCCACCAAUGAAAACAACAUGCAAGCGUGUUAAAUAUAUAUCUCUAAAAAGUGCAUGCAAAAGCUGAAGUCUCUUGUCUUCAGCCUUUGCAAGACCCCUUAUAUUUCUGCACCCAUUUUCUGUGGCUGUCCAAUCACAGACUUCCCAACUGGUCCUGGAAGUUUAGCUGCCAGGUGGGAGUUCGGGGGGGAAUAAGGUUAAUUAAUAAAUGUGCCAAUUUCUAUUAAAAUAUACACCUUUUUUAAUAUGGUUAAAAAAAAAAAAGAGGAAUGCAAUCUUAACACAUAAAGCACCCCAGCAGGUUAGUGCCUAGGGUGUUUGGAGUGUUCCUUUAAUAGGUUGACUAGUUUGCUGUUCAUUCUAAUCUAGAGUAACACACUCACAUUCUCAUAUUGCUAGUAGUGUUGGUGGAUUAUCUUCUCUCUAGUCCAUAGUUAAAUAACCUUUCUAAUAUUAUACUCAUUAUAAAACUACAUUAAUUCCUACUUUAACCACUUACAAAUCCUCAGUUUGAGUACAUGUAUGAGUUGUGUAGUGAUUCCCACACCAGUCCAGAUUUUAUGGGCUCCUUGAAUGAUUUUUGAUUUGGUCUUUUGAUAUCCCUUUUUAGGUGUUCGGUUAUAUUUUAGUACAGUGCCGUUUAAACAAUAUGCAGCCCGUCCCUGUAUGUUGUCCUUGGUGCAUGUUCGAUUACCUCCAGGAUUCUCAGCUUCCUCAAAUGUGGAAAAACCAUCCAAGGUGCAUAAAGCCCUUUACAACAAUGGUAAGCCUGUCCUCCACAUAACGAUUAGUGUCAAACUACUGCCACGUUUAUAUAGGAAUAAAAUAAAAUACCAAAUGUUUAAAAAAAUAACUCCUGUUUAAUUAUUGUGUACUACAAAUUCUGCCAUGCUAGACCAACUUUGUCUAAUAUUCAUUUAUUUUUUUUCUAACUCUUGUCAUUUGAGUCUUUUUGUUCUCUCUAACUUUGCAUUGAUCUAUUUUUCCUGUUCUUUAGGUGUCUUACUGAUGACUGCUUCAGAAAAUGAAGACCGUGACCUUUUGUGGUGCAUCAGCCAUGAUUCUUUCCCAUUUCAGAAACCAAUGAUGGAAAUGCAGGUACUGGAACAAAUUUGUAAGUCUCACACGGGUUUAGUCGUUAAAGUUCAAAACAGCUGAGUUGAAAGCAAAGCUAACUUGGGGAAUUUUCCAUGUUGGCUACAUUCUCCCAAGCUUUAACAUUCACCUGGCAAUUCACUCAUUAGCGACAACUCAGUGAUUAGUAUGUAGUUGUGAUGCUGGUUGUCUUCAUGUGCAUUGUUUUGUACACGUUUUGGUUCAUGUCAAUUCGGUGCUUAUUCUACGCACAGAGGGGCAUUCAUUGGCUAGUGAUACUUGUGACAAGUAAUGGACUAAUGGUGCAUAAUUCACUUUUAUGCAGCAAACACUCUCAGCAUGUCCAACUGGAUCCUCUACUUAGAAGUCUCCAAAUUCUUGUUAAAAUUCUUGAAGUCCAAAUCCAGGAACCGAUCCUCUUUGAAAAGUGAGCAAACACAAUUUCUUUAGAAUAAAAAAUACUUUUCUUAAGAAAAGUGCCAAAUAAAAAGGGGGCAAACAUACCAGACCCCUGGUUCCACUUAAUGCGUUGUGUUUCUUUAGCGGACACUCUGUCAAUAAAUAAAUGAGCAGCAGAAUUGGCAUCUGGCUUCCUCAACUUUGCAAAAGUCUGAUGUCAAAAGCCUACUGAGAGGAGACCUAUUACCCAGCUAGGACACAAGUAAGAGGGCAAAUCGUAGAAAGGUUUUCCUCUUUACCUGGCAAUUGCACCAGGGUAUUUCUACCAUCAUAUACUCUGCAAAGAGUAACCCUUUAACUAUAUGUCACUACGUUAUCUAUGUUCAAAAGUUGUUUUGCCCUGUCGUCCAUAUAUUAGUAGUAUCCCCCAUCACCUGAUAAAUAUAUCUGAGUAGUAUAUAGUUCUUAAUGUUCGAAAGCUGGUCAAGAGAAAAAGAACAUGUAUUUAAUCUUUGUAAUAUUAUUUACUUACUUUUGUAGGUGGCGGUUCAGGUCGAUGGCCAUUCCUGGGCUGUAUCUGCAAUAGAUGAAACAAAACCUGAAAAGAUUGUGACUCCAUUGAAUAGUGAAAUUAUUCCAAUGACGGAUUCGCCUGUUUUAUUUCAACAACACAUGGUGCCACCAAAGAAAUUUGUGCUUCUCUCUGCACAGGUAUGUUUUAAAGAAACUAAAGCUUUUAAGAAAAAAACAUUUACCUCUAGUAAGGAUUACGUUCCAAAAAGCAAAAGCAGAACUUCACAUCUGUUUUUUUUUCAGACAUCUUGAUCAGCACUACCAAUAAGAUCAUUGGUUUUGUUUAAUUUGCUGAAGCUGUAUUGCUUUCUGGAAAAGAGAGUAAUUAUACGGAUUUCGUUCUUCCCUUCCUAAGUUUUUUUUUUUUUUUUUCUUCAACUCCAGUUAAUGAAGCCCUAUAAGCUGUGCCCAUUUAUCUAUCUGUUCAAAUCAGAUGUCCGUUGUCAGGCCCCGUUUGUACGGGCCCAGAUUUCCGCUUAAUGAAUUCCUCUGCUGAGCCUUAUGGUUUGCUAGCCAGCUGUCCCAUUCUUUCUCAUAUUUAUCUAUACAUCCAUUUAUUUUGCUGGUCAUCCUCUCAUAUGUACUAAUCGUGUCCAUUUUAGUGUGUAUACUCUCUAUCGGUGGGAUCUGUUUGCUUUUCCAGUUGCCAGCUAGGGCUGUUUUGGCUACUGUGAGGAUGUUUAAGAUCACUUUCCUAUGGGGAUGUAAAUAGAGAUCAGGGAUGAUAUGGAGUAAGUAUUUUUAUGCGUGUAGGGGAAUGAGAAGCUUUGUCUUGUGGAAGAUCAUGAUCUGGACCUGUCUCCAGAACUCCCUCAGUUUUUGUCAACUACAGAACAUGUGAAGCAUGGUUCCCGUUUCUGUUUCGCAUCUCCAACAAAGCCCUGUUAUGCCUGUGUACAUGGGUGCUAAUCUAUGUGGCACUAGGUACCACCUCAUUGUGAUUUUGCAAUAUGCCUCCCAUAACGAGAGACUGCGCGAGGCUUGUUUCGUACUUGCCAUCGGAGACUGCCAGUCUGUGAGAGGGAGCUGACAACCUAUUUCUGUCUCCCAUUGUGUCAUGUAUAAAAGAAAAAUUAUUGCGUAGGCGCUUCACUGAAAUUAUGGCCGUUUGGUAUACAGUAAAGAUAUACAAGUGGUGUAACCGGUAUAUUAGUGCUUCUCUUUUGCACCAAAUAUUAAUAGUAUAGUACAAAACACAUACCAGUGUAUACACCUCCCCAAUGUGAUUUCAAAAAAUGGGGUGAUAUUACCAAUAUGAAACUUGAUUUUUAGCGUAAACAACGUAGAGCUUGAUUGAGAUGUAAACUAAAACAAGAAAAAAAAUACAAAACAACAUAGUGUAGACUGUAUAGUAGCUUAUAAGUGGUAAUAGAUAUAGAACUCCCACUCACAUUUUCCAGAGUAGUACCAGGCUCACGGGUGCCAAAUACUGACGAUCCAGGUGAUUCAAGCAGAUGAGACUCCAGAAGUAGAAAAUAUAUAUUUUUUUUGUAAAAAAUAUCAGUUAAAAUAUAUACACUUUAGGGCACAAUAUAACAAAGUUGGAAUUCCACUUACCCCUCUAUGUAGUGGCCCAGAUUGUCAGGAUACAGAUGAAAUGACAAAUGAAAAAUGUUAAGUUGUGUAUCUAGGCAUGCGUUUUCGAGUGAUAUCCAGAGCGGGCAUUGGGAGGUUUUGGGGAACGCAGUAGUCUUCUCCCCUGUGCUAGAAGGGAUGCCCUAUAAAAAGGUCUUAUGUCCGGCAUUCCCAGUCCCCCUUUUAUAUAGGGAUGGUGCCCCCUGGUGUGCUCAAUCCUUGUAUGGCUGUGUCCUGUUUAAUAAUUCUUACCAAUGGUUCUAAGCAUAAUAUAAAGAUUAAGGGGGGGAGAGGCCAUCCCUGCCGGGUACCAUUACAUAUAUCGAAUUGGUUGGAGAUGAACUCAGUGCUAAAAACGUUGGCGGACGGGCAGUGAUAUAGUGCCAUUAUGCUUGAUCUGAAAGCGGGAGGGAAUCCCAUCUUCAUAAGUGUAAGUAGCAUAUAUUUCCAGUGUAGCCGAUCAAAAGCCUUUUCGGCAUCUAGUGCUAGGAGUAUACCCGUUUGGUGUGAUUUGUUAGCCCAUUCCACUAAAUUUAGGAAGUUCUGGUAUUGUCCCCUACCGGUCUCCCCUGUACAAAUCCUGCUUGCUCCUCCGAGACUAAGUCCGGGAGGAUUUAUUUUGAGUCUGGAAGCUAAGAGUUUAGCGUAGAGUUUGGUGUCUACAUUUAACAAGGAGAUUGGAUGUAGAUUUGCACAUUGCGUGGUGGGUUUGUUGGGUUUUGGUAGUGUCACAAUAUGCGCUUCCAACAUUUCUUUGGGCAUGGUUCCAGAUUCUUUUAUAAGGUUAAAUAGUUUAGUGAGGGGUGGUGUUAGUUGGUUCGCUAAUUUGAUAUAGUAAUAACUGGAGAGACCGUCUGGCCCAGGGGCCUAUUGCUUGGGGAGGGAUUUUAUCACUUCUGCGACUUCUUCCUCCUUGAAUGGGUUUUCGAGGAGGGAACAUUGUCUGUGUUAGGCUAGGCAGAGGGGGCCCUUUCUAAAAAGAGGUGUAUCUCCUCCUCGGUUGGUGUGUUUUGGGAUCUGUAUCUAGUUGGUAUAGUGUUGCAUAAUAUUUUGCCAGUUCGUUCACUGUAUCUUGGGGAUUGUAUAACUUAUCCCCAUCUUUAGAGGUUAUGUAGGGGAUUUUAGAUUGUAGUUUAGUCUGUUUCGCUUUCCUGGCUAAAAGUUUGCUCGCUUUGUUGCCCGUAACGUAAUGAGACGGUUUUAAAAAUCUCAGAUGUUGUUCUGUUAUUGUUAAGUGUAGGUUAUGGAGGGCCAUUCGGAGCGACAUUAGUUGUUUGUGUGUGCUUGCCGUGGGAGCUGCCUUGGCCAGUUCCUGUUCUAGUCUGCUCAAUUCCAACUUGCGUGACUUCUUUGCCCGAGCCCCUGUUUGAAUUAGUAUGCCUCUCGUUACUACCUUAUGGGCCAGCCAUUGAGUAGUAGUGGAAGUUUGGCAAUUAGCAUGAUUUGUAAAGUAUUCCUUUACUUGGGACUGUAGCCCCUGGAGAUGCUUUUGGUACAUCCAAAAGGCUGUCGUUGUGCCACGUCCUCUAGCUGGGUAUGGUAUUCGUAUAGUCACGCUUUGUGUCGCGUGGUCGGACCACGUAAUUGGUCUUAUGUGUGCCUUAGUUGCGAAAGGCAAGGUUUUGGUAUCUAGUAAACAUAGGUCAAUUCUGGUGAAGGUCACGUGUGCUGCUGAAUAAUAAGUAAAAUCUCUCCCACUAGGAUAGAGGCUUCGCCAUGUGUCGUACCUGUUUGUUGUUUUUUGUUUUUUUUAAAAAAGAUCUCUAUUUAACUUGUAGGGGAGUCUUAUUUUCUCUAAGCUGCGGCCAGUGGAUCAGCUACGACAUCUCCUUGUUACCAACACUGGAGGAGAAGGGGAAGAAAUAGAGCAGUUUUUCAAAUUGCAUCAGGUAACAUACCUUUUUUUUAAUUCAUUGUAGCUAAUUUUAAAAAUCUGGAGAGAGAAGUUAUGCAGAAAGCAAAAUAUCAACUCUUCUUCACUCCCCCCCACAAAUGUUUUUUUUCUCCUUUUAAGGAAAACCAAGCCUGUGCUACUUGCUUGAUUCUUGCUUGCUCUACGGCUGCAUGCGAUCGAGAGGUCUCCACAUGGGCAACGCGGGCAUUCUUCAGGUACUUUUGAUUCUGGUAUAAUAUUACAUUCAGUUUUAAAUGUUGGUUUCUUUAUACACUUGACAUCACAUGACUGUAUGUUUAGUGCUUCCCCUGUAGGAAAUAGUAAUACUUUUAUUUAACAAAAUUGCAGCCUUUAGCAGCUGUAUUGCAUGUGUCCUCCAUGCAGGUCAUAUUCAUUCCUGUUACGCUAAUUCAAGUUCGCUAGUAAAACGUGUAUAAAUAUUUUAUAUUUAGUUAUUGGAAAAAUUAGGGAAUUACAUGAUUUUUUUUAAUUCUGUCCCCUGCCACCCCUCCUCUUUAGGUAUGGCGGAGAGGCCCAGGUGAGACUUCAGCCUUCACUACCUGCUCCAAGCACUGUGGGACCUAUAUUUGGUUCUCCUUUGCCCAUAGGUAAGAAAUAAAGUAGUGUGUGAAGAUUUUAUGAUGUGCAUUCCGUCACACAUUAUGCUUAACGUCUGUUGUGUAUUGAAGUACUGAAUUACCGGGCAAGCAUCAUUGUUUUAAAUGGGAAAUGUGUGCAAUUACUCUUCUGUAAUUCUGUGGGAAAGAUCUUUUCAGACAUUCAUUUUUUUGUGAGGCAACCGUGAUUCAAAUAUUUGUUAACCAAAAUUUUAGUCCGUAUGUAGUGUUGUAGUACUUCCAAAUCCACAUUUUGAAACUGUUAAAUCUGCUCUGAAUCCUAGACUUUUUCAAAGCAUGAUGGUUUGAUUAUUGCAUAGUGAGACAGGACACUUCAGGCACCAUAACCACUUAUGCUUAUUACAUACGUUAAGGUGCAAAGCAGUCCCCUGUUACCUUGCCCUUAGCUAUAAUCCUGUUUCUUUACUGUUGUAUGACAGAAUAAGAAAAUAUACUUAAAGUAAAGCCAGCCUUGAGUAUUUACCUGUAACUUCAAUCCAAGCCUGUUUUAUGUGAUCGUACUGGGGAUCGUUGUAAAACACGUGUGAGGUCCAUUGUACCAUUGCAGAGGAGACUGUUUUAUGAUAUUGUUUGCUACACCCAUACAAUGCUGGUUCUUUCCUGAAGGAAAAACCUUCCUGGUAUUUUGAAUCAGAAGCAACACUUCUCUCUUAUGCUUUCCGCAAGGUAUGACGUCUUUAGGCACUAUGAGCAAAGGCUUUGUAUUACCGUAUUGAUAGGGAGAUUCUAAGCACUGGAAAAAAAGUAGGAUUUGGCCAUGUAGGAUAACUGCUGACCUUUUGGUGUGGUAAAAUCACAGUUUAACUCCAUGCAAUUCACACAUGCUGGUACUUAUUAUGCACACAUGUGCUUCUGAUUUUGUUGCUAUCUUUGUUCUAUCAUUUAUACAUUUAUGCAAGUGGAGAAAUAGAUUUCCGAGUUAAUGUGACUGCUUCUUGAAUUUUAGCAUCCCCUAUGACUGUUGCCAGCCCAGGUCCUAAUCCCAGCUUUCUUGGUACUCCAACUCAAGGUAAGUGCUUUGUUCAUGGACACUGGCAUUUUGAUGGUACGUUAAUGUGUACUUGACUGUUUUGUUUUUUUAUCCCUGCUGCAAUUCUCAGGUAUCUACCCUACAAAUAUCUCAACCCCAGUGCAUAUAAUUGGAACACCUGUACAUCAGCCUACCUCUUCCAUAACUGGCAUAAUGGGACCAGAAGUCGUAUAUUCUGGGAAACACAAUGGUAUCUGCCUCUAUUUCUCUCGAAUUGUUGGGUAAGGUUAUUUGUUUAUACUAAAAUCUGGGGAAAAAGGAUAAUAAAUAUUCAAAAUCCAGAUUUUUUUUUUUUUAAAUUUUUAUUAGUUUGUUAAAGGGGUAUUCUCUCUAAUAACCAAAACUGCUUCAGCUUAAUGCCUAGAUUCAGUCCUGCAUCCCUGCAGGCUGAUAAUUGUAAACAUUGCCAUUCCUGAGUAACAUCACUGUUUACAUUUGUCAGUCUGUGUACUUUUAUUGGCUGUUAAAAGGUACUUUCUUGUGAAGACUGUAACAAAGGAGUCCUUUUUGAUGAAUUCAGUAAAUUCUCUCCAUGGAGAUGUGUUGUAAUGCUCUCUCUGAUAAGAGUAUCUUAUUAGUGCUACACGUGUGCAGUAAAGCAGUCAGUGCUGCUCCGUGAUUGGCGAGGUUUGUGUAUGUAUGGUUGCAUACAUGUAUUUAUUUCUACAGGUGGCUCAAUAAUCUAAACGUUAGCAAGGCUACACAAAUUAUAAAUAUGUGUUUGUUUUUACAGCAUUGAAGGUGUGUUUGCAUGUGUCUCCAAAUAUGAAUUUGGUCAGUUGGAAUGAGAAAUUUGAUAAAUGUUUCUUCUUCUUCUUCCAGUAAUAUUUGGGAUGGAAGCAUGACUGUUGAGAAAACCUUUAAGAGUGGGAACAGAGAAGUCACAGUGGUAAGAUUGGAAAAUGCCAUCUGAAAAAGCAUCUUUUGGAAAUAAAUGCGUGAUUGUUACAGGAAAUUGUUUGCCCGUUUACUGACUGACCUGGUCCAUUUCAAAAAGUCAUCCUUUUUGUUACAAAUUUUUUAUGAUGUACCUGGUUUUAAUGAUGUGGCUUACAUUUCACUUCAGGUUCAACCAUCUUGUUACCCUAUCUGCACAUCAUUUCAAUAUACCAAAUAUUAUUUUGAUCUAAGAGCACUGUUGUGCUGAACUUAAAAUCUUCAUUAGAGCAUUUCAAAUUCAGAGUGCCUUAUUUUGCACUAUUCAUUAUCUUGGACUUCUUUUGUUUUGUUAGUUCAGUGUUUGCUAAGAUAACACCAUCUGUGCUUGAAUGGAAAAAUCCAGAUAACCUGCACUCUUUAGUAGCAACUACUUUUGAAAGCCUCUGGUACAUAUUGCCAGUUUUUCUGGUGCGUCGUGGGCCUUAGUGCUCCUCUUGUUUGUGAGCUAUUUUCACCAUGCAUGGGUAGAGGAACAAUAGACACAAACUACUUGAAACGAGUCAUGAAAGCAUGUCAAUCUGUGUUUUCUUUACUUUCUUAUGUAGGUUGACAGCAGUGUCACGCCACAACAUCUAGCGACAGUGCUCCACAAACUAAAAGGAUUACUGGAGUUUCUCGAUAGAAAUUCACAGUUUGCUGCAGGAUCCUUUGGAAACCCUAGGUAAGCUACAGUCCUAAAACUGCGUAUAUUUUGUAAAUUAGAAGUCCAUAUAAUCAUGAUUGCUGUUGACUAGGUCAGGCCUAACACAGUCCAGGGUAGCUGUAGUGCUAAAUCUUAGCCCUCACUGACCUUUUAAUGAGGUUAUUCUUGUGUGGUUCUAUCCAAAACAUGAAAGAUUGUGAAUAAAGGGAACUACGUGGUUAAAAUUCUGGAAGUGGGACAAUCUCCAUGAAAACAAAUCUAUCACGCAAGUUCCGGGGUGCGUCAGAGAUUUUUACAUCUGUUGACAUAAAAUGCAAGGCAGAAAAUUACUAAGCGAUAUAGUUUAAUAUAAAUGCUGAGUAACUUGCCAGUGAAAUCAAACCAGCAUAUGAACUUGCUGCGACCUAGCCCUCUUACACUAUUAAUAUUUUAUUUUUAUUUUUUCUCUUUCCAUCUGAAGUUUUGGAACACCUGCAAACCUUCACCACAGAUUCGUGAACCUUGGACGGCAUGACACUGGAAAUUCUCACCAAGUCCAACAAGAACUCCAGAGAAAAUUCCAUAGUAAGAAUUUGUUUCCUAAAUGCCCUACGAUUUAUUGCUUAUAUAUCAGGUUUGUUUCAGAUAUCCAAGAUGUAUACAAUCUAAGUAGUGUAGUAAGUGUUCAUGCUGGACCAUACUGACUUGGUGCCUCUUCAAAGACAAUAACUCUUGAUCUAUACAUUACACUGCAUUAUAUAGCAUUUUGUGGUUGUUGCUUUGAGUGUUUUUUUUUAUUUAUUUUUUAUUUGUUUUUUUUAACCAACUUGCCAGUAAACACGGUCUCUCUGAAGGGACAGCUGCAUGUUCAGGAGCUCUGUACUCUCUUGGGCGUUGUUUUUUGUGGACUUAUUGGUGCUCAGUGAUCACUGUUUAAUGGCACUUUGACUGCACAGUUUCAAUACAUGUUCUAAAAUGGUGAUCUACAGAAGCAUUUUACAUUGUGUGCUGUUACUAUGUAUUUAGGUUUUUGUUGGGGAUUUGGGUGCUGGUAAGAAAUCUGUUGAAAUGUUUGUAUGCGUGUCACUUGCUUUAUAGAAGAUUUUCUGAUUUGGAGGCAUAGUUUGAUGAAGUGUAUAUUUUUCAGCUGAAGCACAACUGUCAGAGAAGCUGUCUCUUCAAGGGAUCCAUCAGCUGGUCAGGAAAACAUGCCAAGCUUUGUCCCUGUGGAAACUACUUUGUGAAAACCAGUUUAGUCUCAUUGUGGCUGAACUGCCAAAGGUGUGUUUGGAAUUCCAAUAUGAUUAGUAAACCACCAUUUCUUUAAAGCAUUUUGCCUUUCAACUUCCAUGCACUUUGGUUCUCUGUAAGAUUUUAUGUAAGUCAGACAUUUUUAACCUCUAAUUUUAAAGUGGAAACCUUUUUAUUUGUUCCACGCAUUUAAAUGAUCAUUAAAACUCCUAUUGUUCUCCAUUCUGAUUGACGUGCAAUUUACUGUAACAUUACUAACUUCUUUUUCAUUUCACAGGAGCUGCAUGAGCAUUUAAAGAUAACUGCUUUUAAAGAUCUGGUGGUACGAGACAAAGAGCUUGCAGGAGCUCUGAUUUCAUCAUUGGUCAAUUGUUUUAUUCGGGACAAUACAACAGUUGAUGCUAUAAGCACUUACCUGCGGGACGUUUGUCCUCUCUUUUACAGCACUGAUGAUGCAGUGUGUUCAAAGGUACAUAAUCAUAAUUUUUUUUUAUUGUUUUGGUAUUCUUCAUGUUAAUCACGUGCCUAAAAACUUUUGAUACUUUUCUCUUCUUAGACUAGUUUAAAUUUUAAAUAUAUAAACUCUUCUGUUAUAGACCUGCAUGUAUUCAGGAGCAGUCACGUUUCUUGUAAUUUCUUAAUGAAAAUUGUGAAAAUUUAACUAAAACAUUUUGAGUGGAUGUUUUCAGGUUCAUGGGUUUCUUUAUCUUGCAGGCAAAUGAAUUGUUACAAAGAUCACGCCAAGUUCAGAACAGGUUGGACAAAGAGAAGCUGUUGCGAGAAUCGUUAAAGGAAUACCGCAAAAUCAGUCAUCAGGUUGAUCUUGCAAAUGUGUGUGCCCAGUAUAGACAAGGUAAAUGAGCAUAAAGGUGUAUUUUUAUUUUUUAUUUUUUUUUGUCCCAGCAUAUAAUUAAGAUGUAGGACUAAUUGGGAAAGUGGAGGUGUUGUGGCUGGGCCGCAUACAUACCGUUAAAAUUAAAAUUAUGAUUUUACCGCACAUCCUAUAUCUCUUCCAAACAAUCCCUAUUGCCCUCCCAAAUAAACUCUUUAAAAAUUUCCAAAUGCUUAGAAAUGCUCAUAUCUGGGGGGAAAAAGCCCCCAAGAAUGCCACAGCACCUACAUUGCCUUGUACUAUAAAGCCUCAUUAAUUUCCCAGGUUUUGUCAGUAAUCACAAACUCCUCAUAGCUGUUUUGGCUACAUCUGGAAAAUGCACAGCCCCAGACAUCGUGGCCCAUCUUCUUUGGACUGCUGCUCAACCAAACCCAACUAAACAUAAAACAAUGUUACCAACUACAAAACAUCUUCGCGGUACGUGGAAGAGACAAGUGACCUCCUUAAAGGGACACUGUAUGCACCCAGACCACUUCAGCCCUUAUGUAUCCAACAUCCUCUGCCUGUUGGAGAUGCAACAAAUACCGGGGUAUGCUGUCACAUCUUUUGGGACUGCCCUGCUUUAAAGCCAUUUUGAGAGUUAAUUGAGGAAUUUCUAUCCUCAACACUGAAUAUUAAGAUACCCCCUCAUCCAGAAUGUUUAUUACACCUAAUCCCCAACAUUAAAACUAUCGAACAAAAAGUAGUCGCCAUACACGUUCUACUAGCUGCAAAGACUGCUAUUGCAGCAAAAUGGAAUUCUACCCAUGUUCCCACCAAGCAAGAGGUCCUUGACAGAAUAGACAGGACAAGCCAAUAUGAAGAAAUGGCGCAUAGACUAAAGGGCAAAAGUGGCAGAGCAGGAUUAGAUUUAGCAAGAACCAAGUGAGAUAGUCAAGGAUCGGGGUUUAAUAACCCUAAUCUAAAACUCAUUACUGUUGGGAAUCACAAUAACUGAAUGCUCAGCCCCAAUAACUGCAGGAUAUGGGUCUACUGUCUCCACGCAUUGUGUUAUAACUUGUUAAGUUUGUUAUUUUCGUUCCUCAUUGUACUUCUUCACAUGUCCAUAUUUCUGGGGCUUUGUAAUAUAAAGGGUCAUCGAUAUAGAUCAGAGCACACCAACAUAAAUGGUGUCAAAGUAAAACACGGCAAUAGUAAUAAAAUCACUUUCUGAGCCACAAGACACUCCUAUCCACUUAGAACUCCUUGUUCUCGUUUUACUACUCUUGCACAUUAUCCACUCAUUGGAACAAAAUUGUGAAUUUGAGGAUGCAUCUACUGGGUGGUCUCAGGAGAGGAGAUAAGCGUGUCAAAUAUAUAUUUUGAUAACACAUAUACAUUAUAACAUUGUUAUCCACACUUAUACCACAGUAUAUGACCAUAGCUUUCAGCUAGGCUGUUUCCUGUUCCAGAUCUAUGCAUUGGGGACACAACCCUCCAUACGUGGUUAACUCACAAAUGCUAUGAUCUGUAGUCAUGAAUGUAUGUCAAUAAGCAGUUUGUGACCUGUCCAUGUUAAUCCUGAUAUUGUUACUCUGUACUAGACAAUUGAGACCCUAUGUGAUCUUUGUAAUGUAUGAAAUAUGACGUCAUAUGAAGACAAAAAAAGAAACUUGUAACUAAUUUAUAUUUAUACCAAUAAAAAUGGUACAUGGGGAAAGAAAAAGAUGUAGUACUAAGUGGGAUGUUUUUGGGGCUUGACACAUGUACCACUAUCUGUUCUCUGAAGUGCGUUUCUAUGAGGGAGUGGUGGAACUGUGCCUUACUGCUGCUGAGAAGAAAGAUCCUCAAGGACUUGGGCUACAUUUUCACAAGAACGACGAACCCGAAGAAGAUGCUGCUGGUCUCCAGGCAUUCCAGGAGAGGUAUGUGUCUUGCUGUAGUCACCUCUUUUUAUGUUUUGCUGAGGAAGAGGCUUCAGGAUUUGAAGAAUCUUUCAAGAGCCAGCUGUGUUUGAAUUGCAGUGUUAUGAGUUAAUACUCAUUUAUAAUAAUAAGCAUGUUGAUGGAUCUUUUUUAUAAGCUGCUCGAACCUUGUGAAAUCUGCUGAGCAGUUAAAAUUCUCUUGCAGACAUUUGUUGCUUAGCCUACCCUGGGUUCAAUAGGCUAUGCUGUGUCUGCAUUUUGUUUUAUGGGUUUUCUGGUGUACUGCAUUUCCUAUCACUGCACUAGAUGAAUAGUUUGCAUACUCUGACAUUGCUCACGUUCUGUAUACUCUUUAUCUUUUUUUUUUAAUGUGUAUUUAUUUUUAUUUUAGAUUGAACUGCUAUAAGUGCAUCACUGAUGCCCUCCAGGAGCUGGUAAAUCAAAGCAAAGCUGCCCCUCAGUCCCCCAGUGUUCCGAAGAAGCCAGGUCCACCGGUUUUAUCAUCUGAUCCAAACAUGCUCAGCAAUGAGGAAGCCAGUCUACAUGUAAGGAGCUCAUAACUUGAUUACUGCGGUAUUGGGCCUUCUUUCAGAACAGGUUCACUGUAAAAUAUACUUUUCUAGCUGUUUAUGUGAUCGGUUACUCAUGCAUGAAUAUGAAUUUAGCAACUAGACAGGGAAAGCUUUCUUUUAUGUGCUCUUUAUUCCUUCAUUCAAGAGCUUUCAACUUAAUGUCAUUUAAGCCAAGUGACAAAGUUAAAGAUCACAGCAAGUGCACAUGGGUAUCUUGUUGAUCAUAGGAUUUUAUUAACAAUGAAGAAAUAUAUACUCACCAGUAGCUUGGACUUUCAGAAGUAGGCCUCCUCCUUUAGAUACUAGAAAUUGCAAAAAAAGAGCCUUCUUUUUAUGGUGCCAGAGAUAGAUUUCAUACCAGAGCUAACUAAUAUGGGACUCCCCUCCUUCAACUGUGGCACUGUACCCAAUGAAGGGUGCUGAGGGAGCUUUCAUUGUAAUUCUUUUAAUAAAAUACAAAUCUGAUAAGUCAUACCUCCAGUAUAAAGAAAGAACAAACUAGUGGGACUUCUGCCACCAUAAUUUUACAAUAUGUUGCGACCCUUUCUGAAUUUUUGUAGAUGGUCUGAAGUGAAGUCUGUUCCUGUAUUUAUUGCUGCCUUUUUUUCUCCCCCACUCUAGUUUGAACAAAUGCUGAAGUUGGCUCAGCGCUCUACAGACGAACUCUUCAACAUUGCGCUGUUCAAUUGGCUGAUACAAGCAGAUCUUACGGACAAGCUAUUGGAGGUAUGUGUUUUUGCUUUGAAGAACAAUUGCACAUACAGAGUUAUACACUAAAGUGAGAAUUCAAAUGUAUGGCCAAAGUAGCCAAAAGGGAAGUAGAGCUGACUAAGGAGGAUUUGUGUGUUAAUUGGCAGAUUAUACAUUUUAAAACCAAUGAUGUUUUGUUAUGUUUCUCUGUAGCUUAACUCUCCAUUUUUGGAGCCACAUUUGGUUCGUAUGGCGAAGAUUGAUCAAAAUAAAGUGCGCUAUAUGGAUUUACUCUGGAGAUACUAUGAGAAGAACCGGAAUUUCAGCAGUGCUGCUAGAGUCGUUGCCUCAUUGGCAGAUGUGCAUAGGUGAGACCUCUUGUUUCUCCAGCAUGGAAGAGUCUCGACAAAUAUUUUUCAGAAAGGUUUACAAUAAUCUUGACUUUGAGGAUUUACUUUACAUAUAGGAUAUACUGAGAGUUGUGUAUAAAGAGCUGUUCUGGGGCAAUUUGUAAAUAUGGUGCAAUUGCCAUGGAACCAAAAGAAUGUUCCUGCAAAUUGCUCAACAUUUACAGGUUUGUCUCUAAAUGACAUUUAAUGUAAUGGAGUUUGCUUUGAUGUCAGAGAGUUGUAUUCAUCUUUUGUUUAUAGAAGUUUGUGCAGGUUUAUGUUUGUUGGUCUUUUGAUCACCAGAAACAACAUCUCACUGAUCUUGUCAUCAAGCAUCUGCUCAUAAUUUUAAAAUCCCUACUUCAUUACCAUUCAGGCUUUUGUAAAAAAAAAAAAAUAUAUAUUAUUCCUGCAGUUCACCCUCCACUUACUUUUUCCAAUGUCAACAUUCCACUUUUUAAUGUUUUAAUAUGAACCUUUUUGCACUUUUAUUGCAGCUCCGAUAUUUCACUCAGACAGCGCCUCGAGUACCUUUCUAGAGCCAUACUAAGCGCUAAGAGCUCCUCUGGAAUGUCUGCCCUGCCUGCUGAUGGAGAGUUCCUGCAUAUGCUGGAAGAAAAAAUGGAGGUGAAUUUCUAAUUUUUCUAUGUAGGGGAGUUUUACAUGUAUUACUACUUCUGUGUCCCUUUUGUUGCCCUGCAAACAUGUAGCAAUGUUUUGAGUGCAGUAAUCUUUUUCUUCCAGGUUGCCCGGAUACAGCUUCAGAUUCAGGAUGCAUUAUUAAAGCGGAAUUUCUCUCAAGCGGAGGUGCAAGAAGCUGUUGCAAACCUAGACUCCCAACUUAUGGAUAUCUCAAAGGUAUAAUGAAUGUAAUUUGUGUAGAUUGUUAUUUCAAGUAGAAAGUUGGCACCAGAAUCAACAGGUUUUCAGCCUCUCCCGGGUGACUUUACUGAAAGUGAGAGUAUUUUUGUUUAAUGGCAUUUUACAUUUUUGUGAUAUUACAGUGUUCCAUUUAAGAAUAUUUAACCACUAAUACAUUAUCAUCAAUUUAAAGUAUCCAGUCGUAUAGCAGAAGACUUUGUUGAGAAGUCAGAAUUGUUGACCAGUAUUGAGUGUUAAUCUGAAUCUCUUCCAGCUUUACGCAGAGUAUGCUGACCUCUUCAAGCUUUCUGAAUGCAAGUUGGCCAUUGUACAUUGCGGUAGCUAUUCUGACCCCAUCAUGGUUCAAACCUUAUGGCAAGAAAUCAUAGACAAGGGUAUGUCUUCAAAUAAUUAUUUAAUUCCUCCACAUUAAUCUAGCAUAUUCUUUAUUGUAAAACUGUCAUUGUGUUGCAUUCAAAUGUCUUCCAUUUGCUCCAAGAUUGAAAGUGCGUUUAUCUGUUGUCUGUGUGGAAUGUAGAUUCCCGUACUAGCUUUUCAUUUUAUUGAUUCCUAGAAUUGGCUGACAGCAGAGACAUGGAACCUGCAAAUCAGAUGCAAUCAUUAAAUCUGAAGCUUACAUCACUUGGAAAGAUUUACUCUAGUACACCUCGCUACUUUCCUUUGGGUAGGUUGUCUGGUAGGAUUAAAAAACUAUUACCUUUGUCUAUUUUCUUGAUCUUUUCAUCAAUGGGGUGAAACAAAUUUUUUUUUUUUUCAUUAUUUGAUCAGCAAUUGGUAACGCAAUUCGUUUGGAUGUAAAGAUGUAAGCAUAUUUGGGGCAAAAUUUACGUUUCUUGACAUAAGGUCUAAUGCAUAUUGUCCUCAUUGCCCUCUUUCUAUAACUGUAGAAUUCUUGGUUCGGUACUUGGAACAGCAGGUUUGCAGUUUGAACUGGGACGUUGGUUUUGUCACGUAUACCAUGGAGGGAAUUGAUGUGCCCAUCUCAAAAUUACUUGAAGUUUAUGAUCACUUAUUUAAAGCACGGGUAAGAAUACAUCACCUAUAUAUAGGCUAUUUACUAUGAUCUCACAAAAGAAAUUUGACAAUUUUAUAGUUCUUUAAAAAUAUUUUAUUAUGUAUUUCAACAUAAAUUACUUGUGCUAAUAAACAGGUAUGAGCAUUUACAUGGAUACGUUAUUACAGUGUUCAUUCUUUUCAGAACACUGCAGUGGAGAUUAUUAGCUAAAUGUCUAGAUGUUGUAUUACUUGUGCCAAGCAUUGGUAAACUAAAUGCAUGCUUGAUUGUUCUAAAUCUCCCAUAAGAGAAAAACUAACACAAACCAUUGAAAUUAGAGAACUUGGUAUUGAAUUCAACCCACAUCUUAAAAUGUAUUAUUGAGACAGCGCAUUAACCUCUUCUUGUCGAACAUAAUGUUAAGAGAAAAAGAUCACUAUACCUUUUGUUAGCAACUCAGGGCAUACCCAACUUAAUAAUGAUUUAAAAUAUGUAUAUUUAAUUUUAAAUGUGCCUUGUUUUGCACCAAAUGUCCAGACUAUGCCACUUCUGCAGUGACACACUUAUUAUUUAGAUGUCUUUUUUUUAUUGGCAAUAGACGUGUAGCAGUAGUUAUAAGUAAACGGUGUGCUGCAACCAUCAGUACUACAUACUGCACUGGCCCUCUGUGGCAGCUUAUUAUUCAUGCAGUUGUGUAUUAGAAACUCAUAACUUGCACACCUUUUAACCCCUUAAGGACCAAACUUCUAGAAUAAAAGGGAAUAAUGACAUGUAAUGUGUCCUUAAGGGGUUAAACAAAGUACCGGUGGAAGAUUAACCCAACAAGUUAAUAUUUUACUACUACCACCCAGCUGCAGAAAGGCAAGGAAAGUUCGUCACACACUUAUUUUCAAACAAAAUGUAGAAGUUACCUUUUUACAGACAUGGCCUUGCUGAAAAGGAAUGACUGACUGAAGCAGGCACUUCCUUUGCAACUUUUCACGCUUUUUAGUGUUUUUUUUUUUUUUUUUAAUUAUGGGAUACAAUUUUGACUAGACAAUGGCGAUUAAUAGUCCUUUAGAUAAUCCACAUUUACCCUUGUCCUGACAGGGAUUUAUUAACUAUGUAUUUCUUGCAGGAGCCUUACUGGAACCGAAUGAAGAAGCCUUUACACUUGCUAGAAUGCAUCCACAUGCUGAUCCUCUCUUUUGUGCAAAAUCCAAGCAAAGUCCCAAACUACGAAAGGUUAGCAGCCUUUAGUAAAGUUAUUUCUGUACUUUUACAGGUGACGUCUAAUAGUUUCUCGCAUUAAUUAUAUAAUCCUGCACAGCCAGUCAUGGAACCCAUACCCUUAUGUAUCACAUGUGCUCAUUACAUACUCACCUGCUUUUGGCAUCAAAUGUUCUAGAUUAGGAUUUUUUCCAUGGUUUUUGUGCAAAAAUCGGCAAAGUAAUGCCAAAAAGAUGACACUAUAAUCAGAAACUACUAAGGAUGCUGAUUUAGUUAAAAUAAAAAAACAUUUAUAAUAUGCUGUGUUCAAAAACCACAACACAGUCUCUGAACUGACAAAAAUGCAUGACACUAUAAUCAAAGUAAUGCCAAAAAGAUGACACUAUAAUCAGAAACUACUAAGGAUGCUGAUUUAGUUAAAAUAAAAAAACAUUUAUAAUAUGCUGUGUUCAAAAACCACAACACAGUCUCUGAACUGACAAAAAUGCAUAAUCCAACCUUUUAAUUAGUAGGCCUUCCCAGAAGGCGGUUGAUGCAGUACUGUGAUUCCAUGAUCAUAUUGCUCUCAUGGCUGGUAAAUUAUCUAUUGUAGCAUUACAAAUUGUAUUCAGGGUUCAUUUUGUGUUACAAAAUAAAAUGGCAUUGGCUAAUGAAUGGCAAAAAGAUGUUUAGCAGCUUAUCCUCUCAUGGCACUGUUAGGGAACACUUAAUCUUAAUACGUAACCCAAAAUGUUUUGAGAUUUGGCUACAGCAGAAGACUCAAGAUAGUCAAUAACAAAAUUAACAUGCCUUACAGUUUUAGUUUCAGAAUAUUCAUGUAUUGGUUCUAGAUCUGAGGUAGUAGUUGGCUUUUUUGUGGUCCUACAUUCUAGAAUGUUUAGGUGGGAGUGGGGGAUGUAGCGGUGAGCACAGCCAUAAAGCAUGUGGGUCUACCUCUUACACCCAGGAGCUCAGAUCUUGCAGAUGUUGGCCCACAGCUGCUAGAAAUCUUUAAAUGCAAAUCGAUGGCCAGAGCAUCAUGGGGUUGUAGUUCAGCGACAUCUGGGAGAUUGAAAUAUUGGUGUACACAAUCUUGAUGACGUUUAGAAAUCCUCCGACUUUCAAGAUUUAAGAAAUGCAUUAUUUAAUCAUGAUCACUAUACUUAUUUCUAUUCUACUCUUCAUUAGAUUAAUGAGUGUAUUCAUUGUCUUUGCAGGCGGCGCUUUGUGAAUGUUUGUUUGGAUGUGAUUUCUUGCUACCUCGUGCAUCUUCAGUCAAUGGACUCAACCGUGUCAUUGCAGACAGCCAUUGGGAACUUCAGGUCUUUGCAGGCCAAAUUAGAAAGAUUGAACUACUGAGUUCACAAGAGCAGAUAUCUUCUCUCUUAAGUAAUAACUAUAAACUAAGAAAAAGCUUCUUUCAAGGAUCGACUUCAAGCAAUCACCUGGUCUCUGAGCUUCUGCAAAUUUGAGCAGACUGACUAUUGUAUUCUUUUUUUACAAAAAAAAAUGACUGUAAAUUAAUUUAAUAGUUCACAGUGGUCAUAUUUUUUUUAACAGACUUUGCGAAGUUUAGAACCAUGUACCAAAAAGAAGAGUGUGGGAAAAAAUAAAUUUUACAAAACAGUAUGCAAAUCUUAAGGCCUCACACUUUUUUUAAAUUGCUUAAAGGACAACUGUAACCACAAAAAAAACUAUUGCAAUAGAUGCUUAAUGGGAUUUUUUUUGGGGGAGGGGGGGGGCCAGGGGGGGUUUAAGCAUAUGUAAACUUUUAAAUAAAUACCUUGCUUACCUCACACCUAACUGUAUAUUAGCUAACGGUUUAAAGAAGUGGACUUGAAAAGUGAAGUUAUUGAGUUCAGUUACAACAUGAUUCAGAAAUUGUGGCGUUAUAGCACAGUGAAUAGAUGUCAGCAGUCAGUAUGCUAUGGUAAUUACUCUGCAAUUCCUGAACAAUAUUGGAAUUCUAAUCACAAACUUUUUAGCUCCAUUUUUUUUAACUUCCUAAGCUAAUAUACAAUUAAUUAUGAAGCAGUGAGAGGUAAGAAAAUGUAAAAAUGUACAUAUACUGUGCAGUUAUAUUUUGGUGACUGGUGUCCUUAACGCAGUAUAAUUGAAAGGCCUCAAUUUGCAUACUGUUUUUUUUCUUGGUACACAGUUCUAAGUUGUUGCAAAGUCUCUUAAAAGGCUUUGUAACAGGUUAGAAUGUAUGGGUAUUAACAAAAAUAAAUAAGUACCCAGUUUAUGCCUGAAGAUACUCUCAAAACCAACUGGUACACCUGGGAGAUUAACUAAAAUGAACCUAGUGGCAGCCAUACUGAAAAGCCCUCACAGACCUACACCUCCUAUGACACUUUGCCAACCUUAAGCUAUCUGGAGAUCUAUCCUUGAUUGCCCCAGACCUAGCCCAUCCAGACAUGCUAGAAAAUGUUUUUAGAGCACACCUCAGAAAGCAAUUGUGCAGAACACCAUUGUGGAGAUCCCUACAUACAUUUUACAACCAGUACAAAUUGAACAUGAUCUCUUUCUGGGAUCCAAGGUUUGGCAAGAUAAUCUUUCAGUCCAUUAUUAAAAUGCAACACAUGCAAGUGACAGUUUAAGCAUUUAUCUUUGGUGUUAUAUUUUCCUUAUUUUACUACAGUCUUAUAUGGUCUCCCAACACUGCUUAAUACAAUUGAUUAUUUUUGUAUCAACUGAAUGCUUGACUUUAUAUUCAAUUUCUCAUUGUGUCCGUUCGUACAGGGGACAGUUUGUGCCAAAUACUGAAGUGACAGAGGGGGUACUGCUCUUUUAAAGGAACCUUCCGGGCACCAUAAUCACUACAGUUUGCUGUAGCUGUUUGAUUGCAAAGUAGCACUUCCUACAUUGUAAGGCAGGCUACCCCAAACUCCAACUCCCAUGAUUCUCAGCCUGUUUAAUUCAUAGAAUCAUGGGAGUUGUAGUUCAGCAACAUCUGGAGGGCCGGAGUUUGGGGAAGCCUGUUGUAAGGUGUUAAACCAUUUUUGAGCAGCAUGACUUCUUACCUGGAGUGCACUGAGUAGUGUUGCCUACCUCCACUACAAACUCCAGAGAGCCAGAAGUUCUUCAGUGGGGACUUCCAUUAGCUAAGCCCAUGCUCUCAGCCAAUAAGCCCUGCAUUGUAGUGGAGGGGCAAAAAAAGUUUGACGCCAUGUUGGGGGCGCGCAGUGGGCUGUAGUGGUUAUGGUUUUUGUUCUUUCACUUAAAAUGAUUACGUUUUCAGAAUGGACAAAUUGAAAAGAUUGCUGAUACAUUGCAGUGUCUAUUAACUUGCACGACACAAUUUAUUAUGAAUAAUACUAGAUCUAUGCCCGGAAUGGUGGUUAGUUUUGAUAAUAUACAAAGUACUCUGCCAAUAUACAGAACAAUCACCAUUAUAGUCAUACAUACCUCAUUCAGUCUAGACUUUAAGACCCAUCAAAAUGCUGCGUUUAAGCAUAUCCAUGUGUAUGAAUAUUACAGACUGUAUUUUUUUGUCUACUCGGCCAAAGAUGCAUUUUGCCACUGCCACCUCCUCUUCGCCCUCUAAUUGUGCAGCUCUCAUUCGGAUAUCAUAAGCAUGCUAACUAGCACCAAGAUAUCUGUGUGAGAGCCGCACAGUCAUGAUUCCGACAAUCACAAUGUUGCAUUUACUUUUAAUACACCUGCAGGCGUAGAAUUUAAGGGCCCACUACACGCUCAAAAAAAAAAAAAAAAAAAAUGUACACUAUUUUAUUUACUUAUUUUAUAUGGUUCCAGCAAGCCUACCUACAGUUGUUUGGGAAUGCUGGAGUGGAUCACCUCCCUGGUGAUUAGUGGGUGCUGCAGUGAUUUCUGGGAAUUCUCUACCCAGCUCCCUGUGUGUGCCUAGUACUGAUAUAAGAGCUGCAGAGAUGUCACAUUCCAGCAUUACUGCAGGACACAAGAGGGAGGUGUGCAACCAGAGCACACGGUGAUCCCAGCUCCCACACCACCCACAGGUUGUAGUGGUUAUGACACUGGAAAUGUAUUUUUAAGGGAAAAUUUAUUUUCCACCUUAUUUUACAGCAUUACCCGAAUGCUCCCUUUACAAUAAAAUAUAC